Cheilinus undulatus (humphead wrasse) is the source of this 4823-nucleotide messenger RNA. It is a transcript of the gene dgki, whose product is annotated as diacylglycerol kinase, iota. Gene Ontology annotation, molecular function: ATP-dependent diacylglycerol kinase activity; protein binding. The record is from RefSeq and is a predicted model, not a curated record. Lineage: Eukaryota; Metazoa; Chordata; Actinopteri; Labriformes; Labridae. The transcript is spliced from 33 exons. The coding region runs from base 233 to 3097 and encodes 954 amino acids. Gene Ontology annotation, biological process: regulation of synaptic transmission, glutamatergic; diacylglycerol metabolic process; lipid phosphorylation. Gene Ontology annotation, cellular component: nucleus.
UCGUGAGUGCAGUUCGGUCUGUUGUCCAGGCGGCUGCGCGUGCUGCCGUACCUGGCUGCAGUGUAUCAAAGCGGUCAACGGUCAGAAAUCAUAACGGUCAAACCGCCCCGAACCUUAACGGUCAGCCAUUUCCCCCAUUAAGUCCUCCUCUCCGACACCGGCAUCAGUGUCCCCUCACAAACCAGGGAAGAGGGGGGUCCAGAGCGGGGCGACACACCGAGGACCGACCAGCAUGGACCCCCAAGCGAAGGACCGACCGAGCCCGGCUACGGGGGGCUUCAGCGGGCGCCUGGCCACUCUGGGAGCCGAUGGGGGUGACUCGGAGUCUGGAGCUGGCUCGGAGGAGGCUGCCGUGGGCUGCUGCAGCGACACGUUCAGCAGCCUGCCCGACAUGGAGCAGGAGUCUCUGGAGGAGAAAUUAAGGGGACUGGCGUUCAGAAAACAGACCUCAUAUCGGAAAGCGAUCUCCCGGUCAGGCCUGCAGCACCUUGGUCCACCUCAACCGGCAUUGCCUCCUGCGUCCAACGGGCCCACCAAGGAUCCACGAACCUGCGUGGACUGGACGGAGAACGCCGUGAACGGGGAUCACCUGUGGAUGGAGACGAGUUGUUCAGGAGAGCUCUGUUAUCUCGGAGAGGACACCUGCCUGCUAAAGACCGCGAAAUCGGCCCCCAGGAGGAAAUGCGCUGCCUGCAAGAUCGUCGUUCACACGGGCUGCAUGGAGCAACUAGAAAAGAUCAACUUCAGAUGUAAGCCGACCUACAGAGAGGGAGGAUCCCGCUGCCUCAGAGACCAGAACAUUCUGAGGCAUCACUGGGUUCACCGACGAAGACAGGAGGGGAAAUGCAGACAGUGUGGAAAGAGCUUUCAACAGAAGUUCUUCCACAGUAAAGAAAUCAUUGCCAUCAGCUGUUCCUGGUGUAAACAGGCUUUCCACAAUAAAGUGACGUGUUUCAUGCUGCACCAGAUCGAGGAGCCGUGUUCACUGGGGGCCCACGCUGGAGUCAUAGUACCCCCAUCCUGGAUCAUCAAAGUCAGGAAACCACAGAGCUCACUUAAGAACUCAGCGAGGAGAAAAAAGCGGACAUCUUUCAAACGAAGGACAAGCAAGAAGGGACUGGAUGAUUCAAAAUGGCGUCCAUUCAUGUUGAAGCCCCUCCCCUCCCCUCUUAUGAAACCAAUCUUGGUCUUUGUCAAUCCCAAGAGCGGAGGCAACCAGGGACUUAAGGUGUUACAGAUGUUUAUGUGGAUCCUGAACCCUCGACAAGUCUUUGACCUGUCACAGGGAGGACUACGAGAAGCCCUGGAGUUGUAUCGUAAAGUGCCAAAUCUGAGGAUCCUCGCCUGCGGAGGUGACGGCACGGUGGGGUGGAUCCUGUCUACACUAGACGAGCUGCAGAUGAGUCCCUGGCCUCCGGUAGCGGUGCUUCCUCUGGGAACAGGAAAUGACCUCGCCAGGACGCUGAACUGGGGCGGGGGCUACACAGAUGAGCCGGUGUCUAAGGUUUUAUGUCAUGUGGAGGAUGGUUCUGUGGUGCAGCUGGACCGGUGGAACCUUCUAGUAGAGAAAAGUACGACGCAGCCAGAGGAGGGCACACAGAAGCUGCCUCUGAACGUGUUCAACAACUACUUCAGCCUGGGCUUUGACGCUCACGUCACCCUGGAGUUCCACGAGUCCAGAGAGGCCAACCCGGAAAAGUUCAACAGUCGCUUCCGCAACAAGAUGUUCUAUGCAGGAGCCGCCUUCUCAGAUUUCCUCCAGAGAAGCUCCAGGGAUUUGUCCAAGCACGUCAGAGUGGUGUGUGAUGGUACUGACCUAACUCCAAAGAUCCAGGAGCUGAAGUUUCAGUGCAUUGUGUUUCUAAACAUUCCCAGGUACUGUGCUGGCACCAUGCCGUGGGGAAACACAGGAGACCACCGAGACUUUGAACCACAGCGCCAUGAUGACGGCUGCAUCGAGGUCAUCGGAUUCACCAUGGCCUCACUGGCGGCGCUACAGGUUGGCGGUCAUGGAGAGAGACUGCACCAGUGCAGAGAAGUCGUCCUCACUACCUAUAAGACUGUACCUGUUCAGGUGGACGGAGAGCCGUGUCGCCUGUCUCCCUCCACUCUCCGAAUCUCCCUCCGAAAUCAGGCCAACAUGGUCCAGAAGAGCAAGAGACGCACCUCUGUUCCCCUGCUCAACGAUAUUCAGAAGGUGUGUGCAGCUGAUCUGCGCCGCCUCUCUGCUCCCCCAGACUCCUUCUCUGUUCCUCAUGCAGUCCCAGAGCGUCUGCGUCUUCGGGUGAACCGUAUCAGCCUGCAGGAGUACGACCGGCUGCAGUAUGACAAAGAACGACUACGAGACAUCUCCAUCCCAGUAGGCAUUGUAGUGGUGAGAGGCGACUGUGACCUGGAGACCUGCAGACUUUACAUCGACAGACUACAGGAGGAUGAGUGUCGAGGCAUCCCCAGGACCAGUUCAUCCAGUAGACUCUCUCAAAAUUGGAGUUUCCUGGACUCUACUUCAGCCGACCGCUUCUAUCGCAUCGACAAGGCUCAGGAGCACCUCCACUUUGUGACAGAAAUAUGUCAGGAGGAGGUUUUCAUCCUGGACCAUGAAGCUCCAGCUGUGAACCAGGGGUCGUCCACGGGGAUGCCUGAUCUGGUCGUGGAACCUACUGCUGGUACUCCUUUAACAUCAGAGGAACAAGCUCUCCUAAAAGCUGCCAGUACGGGGGAUCUUUCUAUGUUGUCAGAUUGUGUACGUCGAGGCGUCAGCUUGUUGGUCAGAGAUUCUGGAGGUUGUUCAGCGUUACACAUAGCAGCUCAGAACGGACACACAGAGCUGGUCAGCUUUAUUCUGCAGCAGGGCUCAAAGGUUCUCCUGGAUCUGACAGACAGAGAGAAAGGAGAUACUGCGUUGCACAAAGCCGCCUCAGAGAAGCAGCACGCCGUGUGUCGACUGCUGGUGGAGGCCGGGGCGUCGCUAGAGAAGACUAACUUCCAGGGUAAAACUCCUGUUGAGGAAGCUGAGGGAGACUCAGAGCUAACCACCUACCUGAGCGCCCAACAAAACUCGCCUGCUCCUCAUGAAGACUUAGAGACGGCGGUCUGAGGCACACUCACAGAUACACACUCACAAACACACACUGUGUGUCUGGACUCUCACAGAGAAAACAGACUCUGGGUUUGAACCUCCAGACGACUGAACUGCUUCAGCUCUGCAGAGGAGAUUUGAACGCUCGACUAUUUAUUUGUAUUUAUAUUUAUUCAUAUUCUAUUUAUUGGUUGUGCUGAUUGAUUGACUGAGUGAUUGAUGAUUGAUUGUAGGACUAUUUAAGAGUUCAGGAUGUAAGUGCACUUUGAGCAGCCAUCAGGUGGUGAGUUCACUUGAAAAUGUGUCUUUUAUUUCAGUCACAUCUCAUACUUCAGAGAAUGACAGUUUUAGAGAUUUCUGUAGAAAAUAAAGUUUUAUUUCAGAGCUCGUCAGAAAACUGAAGGUUUAUAUAUUUACCCCGUGAGACGUUUGUGCCAAAGACAUUACGCUGACGUAGUGUCACAUCGCCGUCAUCAAACCCUCGAAAGUCAUCACUUUAAAACCAAAUUAUAACUUUAAUGUUUUAUUUAUUUAAAUUUAACAUAACCAGGUCAGAGCAGAGCUUUUAGAUGGAUAGAGAAAAUAAAAACUUUAUUUAUAAAGUACCUUUUCACACAAACAAGAAACUUCUACAUCACAGUGGCAGGAAACAAUCCAUAGUCAGAGAAUAUAAGCUAAAGAAGAUACAAAAAUAUUAAAAAAUAUGUCCUCAAUUCUAAAGAUUUCCAUCUGCACAAGGAGCUUCUACAGUAGCAUUUCAUUUAACUUAAUACUGAACAAUUCCUCAUUUUUGGGCUUCAUAAAUCCUUCAAAUUAAACAAAAUUAGAAGGGAAGGAACAUUGUAUUGCACACAAAAUGCUGACAUAUUUUCCAGCAUGUCUGACAACAUUAGGUUACUAAAUCUUUUUGGGUGCAAAAUUUGGUUUAAGAAUAAUAACGUAGAUAUAAACACAGUAUGAUUUAGCUGAAAUAUUCAGGGCUUCAAAAUACUGAAAGACUGAACUCUUAAACAUCAAUUACUGUAAAAUCCAGAAUAUAGGUCACACCGGCGUAUUAGAUGUUGUCUGUUACCAGAGGAAAACAAACGCUCUGCACAGUCUUCCUGCAUGAUGAUUGUCAUGACUGCAGCAGCGUUCACAGCAUGUCCUUUCCUUGCAGUUGUGCAGCUCUUUCAUUCUGUUGUAAGGCUGAUAGCUAACAGUACACUAUUUGAGCUCUCAGCCUGCAGCGAUUAAUUGUGAAAUACAGACCCAAAGCUCUUCAGUCACACAAACCAGAGCUCCACAAGGUUUACUGACUUCACAGUAUACCUCUGAUUUCUUAAAAUUUCAAAUACUGAACUAAUGAGGGAGAAAAGAUGUUAAAAAGCUAUUGCUGUAUCACUCUGAGCUUACUCACAGAGCAGUUUCAAAGCGUGAUAUUUUACCCCGUUGCUGUUUUAUCGAUUAAAUAAAUUAACAGCCGCAAACACCAAGUAUUACACCAUUGAGGAACCAGCAUGAGUGUCUAACGGCUGUUGCUGAGGCAAGUACAUGGCUAGUUCUAGCUCUUUGCUUUCAGUUGCUGCAGUAGCACAGGGUUUCCCACAAACCAAAGUAGCUACCUUAUCCUGCUUGCAUUAGCUGUUUGUUUAUUUUAAAGUAGGGGUAUUAUGCCUUUUUCAAGGCUUUACACCAUCUCUCUGAUACCCACGUAGUAGCUUCACAUGGUUUACAGCUCAAAAAAACUCCUCAUGUUUCUCAC